CCUCGCAAACGAAUAGCGCAAAGCCGCAAUUAGCCUCUCAGCCAGCCAGACAGUCCUCUCGUCCUCCCGAGAAAAACAGCGGCCGCGUUCCGAUCUAGCCCAAGACUGUUCCGUGGUUUCGUUCUCCAUUCCAUCCGCGCCACCGUAGCAGCAAGCAUGUGUCCCGGCGGCAAGUACGCGGGCCUCGACCACCCCGCCGGCGCGGGUGACCUGCGGCCGGCGUUCGACGUGCUGGACGCGGACCGCGACGGCCGCAUCAGCCGCGACGACCUCAAGUCCUUCUACGCCACCGCCAACACCGGCGCCGCCGCCACCAGCGACGACGACAUCGCUGCCAUGAUCGCCGCCGCGGACGCCGACCGCGACGGCUUCGUGCAGUACCACGAUUUCGAGGGCCUCCUCGCCCCCGCCUCCACCAAGGGCACCGCCGCCGCCGCCACGUCCGCGAUGGAGGACGCGUUCCGCCUCAUGGACCGCGACGGGGACGGCAAGGUGGGCUUCGAGGACCUCAAGGCCUACCUCGGCUGGGCCGGCAUGCCGGUCGACGACGACGAGGUCCGCGUCAUGAUCAGCGUGGCUGGCGACGGCGACGGCGGCGUGGGGCUCCAAGCGCUCGCCAGAAUACUCGCCGUGGACUUUGAGGCCGCCGCCUAAAAUAAUCGAACGGACUGUAAAGCACUGAACUUGAUUUUUUGGGACUUUUUCCCCGAAAUUUGGUUGGUGGGAUUGGGAUGAGGCAACUGAUUGUUGAUUCAGCGGUUCUCGUGACUCGUGAGUUUUGUCUGUACUACUGUAUCCUAGUAGUAGCUGUUACCCCUUAAUUAAAGAAAAUUAAUCCUGCA
Molecule: messenger RNA, 842 nt
Organism: Lolium perenne
Lineage: Eukaryota; Viridiplantae; Streptophyta; Magnoliopsida; Poales; Poaceae
Product: calcium-binding protein CP1-like
Molecular function (GO): calcium ion binding
Source: RefSeq, a predicted model, not a curated record